AUGAGAGCCCUGUGGUUGAUCUUACUCAACUGUGGUUUUUACGUAGUGAAAACAUACGAAAACUUUGCUUUGAUAAAACCAGCAUGGCAGCAGUAUCCUUACCAUUUUGGAUAUUGGGAUGCAGAUCGUGCCGUAGACGGGCGGUAUACAGAUCUGUCUGCUGGUGGAGGACAGUGUACGAUAUCAGCAGAACACUACCGAACAGCAAAGUGGGGGGUAGACCUGGGUGAAGUACUCAGUAUACACCACAUCUUUAUACAGUACCGGACGGAUAAUGUGGUUUGGGAUGAGCUGAAUGGUUACACACCUAGAUUCCUGGGAUACUCUGUCUACAUAUCAAAUUCAACCAAUAAAGAGGACGGAGUACUAUGUUUUAGAGACACCAACUACACCAGAGCCACAAUACCUAAUCCUACAAACAUAACGUGUAUCGCACACGGGAAAUUUGUCAUCUACUACAACAACAGGACCCACUAUCCGUAUCCUGCUGGGUAUUCUCACUACGCACACAACGAGCUGUGUGAACUAGAAGUGUAUGGAUGUCCCAUACCAGGAUAUUACGGAGAAAACUGUUCCUUUUCCUGCCCACUAAAAUGUCAAGAAGGUCAUUGUAACAUUAUUGAUGGAACGUGUCUGGGUUGUGUUGACGGAUACCAAGGUCCAUACUGUAACAAUGAGUGCAGCAUUGGCACGUACGGUCUUGAGUGUGGAAAUUUAUGUGGUAACUGUAGUAACGGUAAUCGGUGUAAUCACGUGAACGGAAGUUGUCCAGACGGAUGUGAUGUAGGGUUUUUUGGUGAUAAAUGUAAUAAAGCCUGUCUUCUUGGUUGGUAUGGUCAAAACUGCAGAAACAAAUGUCAUCAGAAUUGCUUAAGCUGUAACCGAUUCAAUGGUGACUGUAAGUUUGGAUGUAAGCCUGGGUGGAAAGGAAUAAACUGUGAAAAUGCAUGCGAUGGUCAUAUGUAUGGGAUUAAUUGUACAGAGAAGUGUGGUUCGUGUCUAAACGUUGAACAAUGUCACCACAUAAAUGGGACUUGUAUGAAUGGAUGUGACAGAGGAUUCCAUGGACCUUAUUGUAUUGAAGGAUGUUCAAACGGGUCGUAUGGAUACAACUGUAACGAUACCUGUAGCACUCAUUGCCAGCUGUCUGGGAUGUGUGAUAGGAAAACAGGACAUUGUUACUGUCAAGUGGGUUGGAAACCAGAAAAAUGUGACUCACCAUGUGAUGGUCAUAUGUAUGGGAUCAAUUGUACAGAGAAGUGUGGUUCGUGUCUAAACGUUGAACAAUGUUACCACAUUAAUGGGACAUGUUUGAAAGGAUGUGACAGAGGAUUCAUUGGCCCUAGUUGUAUAGAAGAAUGUCCAAAAGGGUCGUAUGGAUACAACUGUCAACACAACUGUAGCAUCCAUUGUCAGAUGUCUGGAAUAUGUGACAGGAAAACAGGACAUUGCCACUGUCAAUUGGGGUGGAAACCAGAUACAUGUGACUCGCCUUGUCUUCCGGGUUGGUAUGGUCCAAAUUGUACUAUCAAAUGUGGUGCAAACUGCAACAGCUGUAACAGAUUUAAUGGUGACUGUGAGUUUGGAUGUAAACCUGGAUGGAAUGGAUUAACCUGCCAAAAUGAAUGUAGCGAAAACACUUAUGGAUUAGACUGUAAACAGAUCUGUGGAAACUGCAGAAAUGGAGAACAGUGUCAUCACGUGAACGGUGGCUGCCCUAAUGGGUGUGACAAAGGAGCCACCAGCGUUAAAUGUGACAUUGCCUGUCAUCAUGGUAGCUAUGGUUACAAUUGUGAAGACAAAUGUAGCAUCAACUGUGAAUUUCCAGAGAGAUGUGACAGGGUAACAGGGCGGUGUAAGGGAGAGUGCAAAGUGGGAUGGAAAGGACAGACUUGUGAUACUAAAUGCAACGGAGGUAAAUUUGGGGAAAAUUGCGCAAAUGAUUGCGGUCACUGUUUGCACAAAGAUCAAUGCCACUACAUAGAUGGCACAUGUUCCAAUGGAUGUAACGAUGGGUAUCAAGGCAUUCAGUGUAAAAACAUUUGCAGUAACAACACAUAUGGAUCAAACUGCUCUCUGAGUUGUGGAAACUGUCUUUACGUGUACGGGGAACAAUGUCACCACGUGACUGGUCAAUGUCCACGUGGAUGUGUCAGUGGAUUUCAAGGAGACUUUUGUGUUGAAGAAAAUGACCUGCUUCUGCCAUCGUCUGAAGCAAGAUGUCAGCUGGCCGCUCCACUCUACUCUUUUAUUUCAUUGUUCUGUGUCAGUGUUAUCAUCAUUGUAUGCUUAAUUAUCAGAGUUUUAAGAAACCAUUUGCCAAAGUGCAGACAUAAGCAAGAAAACGAGAAAACUGGAAACUUCAGCUCCAGUAAAAUUUCUAAUAUCAUGUAUACGGGCGACAAUUGUGCUUAUGAUGAAGUUGGUGAAGUUACAAAGAAUCCGGAUUAUGAUGAACUUCAAUUAAACGUCGCAUUCAAUAGACCAGCAUGGCACCGGUAUCCAUUUUUAAAUAGACUAUGGGGAGCGGAGCAUGCUGUGGACGGACUGUAUUCAAAUUUGUCUUCUAUUGGAGGACAAUGUGUGAUAUCAGCCAAUUAUAGAUCAACAGCAGAAUGGCGGGUAGAUCUGGGAGAAGUACUCAGUAUACAUCACAUCUUUAUACAGUACAGGACGGAUAAUAUUGUAUGGGACUUGCAGAAUGGGUACACCUGCAGAUUUUUAGGAUUUUCGGUGUAUAUAUCGAACACCACCAACAAAGAGGACGGGAAACUAUGUUUUAAGGACACAAACUAUAUGAGGGCCACAAUACCUAAUCCUACAAACAUCACAUGUAUCACACAUGGAAGAUACGUUAUCUACCACAACAACAGAAUCCACCCUCCGUAUCCUGCUAGGUAUUCCCGUUUCGCUUUCAAUGAGCUCUGUGAAUUGGAAGUGUAUGGAUGUCCCACCCGAGGAUAUUUCGGACAAGACUGUUAUCAACGUUGUCCACAGAACUGUCAGGAAGGUCACUGUCACAUUGUGGAUGGAACGUGUCUUGGUUGUGUUGCUGGAUACACAGGUCUAAAUUGUAACGAACAAUGCAGUAGCAAAACAUAUGGUCCGGAGUGUCAGCAGAAUUGCGGAAGCUGUAAAAAUAGAGAACAAUGUCACCACGUUCACGGACGUUGUCCGAAUGGUUGUGACAGAGGAUGGCACGGUGCCAAGUGUUCCUACACGUGCAAUAACAACACAUAUGGAUACAGAUGCUCUCUGAAAUGUGGAAACUGCCUCUACUUAUAUGGGGAACAGUGUCAUCACGUGACUGGUCAUUGUCCACGUGGAUGUGAUGUUGGUUACCAAGGCGAUCGUUGUGACCAAGUUACCACUGAUCCUGUAUCCAACUGUCAACCAUCGAUUCCUCUCUAUGUCUGUGUUUCCAUAAUUAUAUUGUUUGGAUUGGUAAUUGUGUUUUUAGUGACUCGACAACUUGGAAUCAGUGUAUGCAAACCACAAAAAAGCCAAAAAAUCAGAAUUGAAAAAUUAGAUAAACGUAAAAAGGAUCCAGAGUACAUAGAGCCCUCUCUGGUGUUCGUAUGUGACCAAGAAAACACCACUGCACAUGCGUAUGAAGAGCUGGGGGAUAUUUCACCUUACUACCAAAACGACAAACUUCCAUGAGGAAAAAACCCCUGA
Magallana angulata is the source of this 3678-nucleotide messenger RNA. RefSeq names its product multiple epidermal growth factor-like domains protein 10. The transcript is spliced from 24 exons. The record is from RefSeq and is a predicted model, not a curated record. Lineage: Eukaryota; Metazoa; Mollusca; Bivalvia; Ostreida; Ostreidae. Gene Ontology annotation, molecular function: scavenger receptor activity. The coding region runs from base 1 to 3663 and encodes 1220 amino acids.